This is a messenger RNA of Suillus plorans, 393 nucleotides long. RefSeq lists its product as uncharacterized. The record is from RefSeq and is a predicted model, not a curated record. The coding region runs from base 1 to 393 and encodes 130 amino acids. NCBI's taxonomy places the organism in Eukaryota, Fungi, Basidiomycota, Agaricomycetes, Boletales, Suillaceae. The transcript is spliced from 2 exons.
AUGUCUAAGUUUUUGAUUUGGAUGAACAGAGAGUCAGGGAUUGUCCCCGCUAUCUCAGGUACCCACAAUGUUCCUCUGUUAGGCAGUGUCCCACGUCAUUGUUCUGCCCGCUCUUGGGUCCACACUGUGGGCGGCCAAGCGUAUGCUGAUGAGAUUGUGUCCUCGAAGAUGUGUCUUGAGAGCCUGCGAAACAUGUGUGCAGAACGUGUGGCACAGACCAAGGGGGUGUCGCCUCCUUUCGGUGAGGGGGUGACUAGUCCAACUCCUGGCGGUGAUGGUGGUCAAGACCUCGUAGAUGUCGAGCCAAAUGUUGAUGUGCCAGAAGUCAUGGCCAAUGCCUGCAUCGAGGAACAAGUCAAUGUCGCUGUAGAAGAGGAAUGGGAAGUGUGGUAA